This is a messenger RNA of Nyctereutes procyonoides (raccoon dog), 5798 nucleotides long. It is a transcript of the gene TIMP4, whose product is annotated as TIMP metallopeptidase inhibitor 4. Gene Ontology annotation, biological process: negative regulation of membrane protein ectodomain proteolysis; negative regulation of endopeptidase activity. Gene Ontology annotation, cellular component: extracellular matrix. Gene Ontology annotation, molecular function: metalloendopeptidase inhibitor activity; protease binding. The coding region runs from base 77 to 751 and encodes 224 amino acids. NCBI's taxonomy places the organism in Eukaryota, Metazoa, Chordata, Mammalia, Carnivora, Canidae. The transcript has 5 exons. The record is from RefSeq and is a predicted model, not a curated record.
GACGCUUCUGGAUGCGCCCUGGAGUGUCUGUUUGGUCUGACAGUCCUCACAGGCUCAGUCGGGGCUUUGCGGUGUCAUGCCCCGGGGCCCCCGGACCGCGCCGAGCUGGGCGCUGUUGCUGCGGCUGCUGGCACUGCUGCGGCCGCCGGGGAUGGGUGAGGCGUGCAGCUGCGCCCCUGCGCACCCCCAGCAGCACGUCUGCCACUCCGCGCUUGCCAUAAGGGCCAAAAUAUCCAGUGAGAAGGUAGUUCCUGCCAGUCCAGAUCCUACUGACACUCAAAAAAUGAUCCGGUAUGAAAUCAAACAGAUAAAGAUGUUUAAAGGGUUUGAGAAAGUCAAGGAUGUUCAGUAUAUCUAUACACCUUUUGAUUCCUCCCUCUGUGGUGUGAAACUAGAAGCUAACAGCCAGAAGCAAUAUCUCUUGACUGGUCAGGUCCUCAGUGAUGGAAAAGUCUUCAUCCACCUGUGCAACUACAUCGAACCUUGGGAGAACCUGUCCUUUUUGCAGAGAGAAAGUCUGAAUCAUCACUACCAUCUGAACUGUGGCUGCCAAAUUACCACCUGCUAUACAGUGCCUUGUACCAUCUCAGCCCCCAACGAGUGCCUCUGGACAGACUGGCUGCUGGAACGGAAGCUCUAUGGGUACCAAGCCCAGCAUUAUGUCUGCAUGAAGCAUGUUGAUGGCACCUGCAGCUGGUACCAGGGCCGCCUGCUCCUCAGGAAGGAGUUUGUUGACAUCAUCCAGCCCUAGUAGGGGCCAGUGACCAUCACAUCCCUUCAACCAUCCUGAAGCCCAAGCCAGUUUUCCUUCCCUGUGGAGCUCUGGCUGUCAACACCUGCCUCAUCACUGCCAGCCAAUGGAAAGUACCAAUGGAUAGUUUGGCUAGAAUUAGGAUAGGGAUGGAGUAUGUUAUAGCUUGUAUCCAAAUGCCAGCCCAGCACCUGUCAAGGGCCAGGGAAAGUAAUAUGACUUUUCUAGCCAGCCUUCAGCCCAUCUCUCCUGCCUCCCAAACCCUUUUAGUUGAGCUGAAAGCUGUUACUGAAAAUUUUGAUUCUGGCUUAGUUUGUUUUCUAGGCCAGAACUAUUCCCUUUUCUCCCUAGGAGAGUGUGUUUUCUCUUACCUUAACUGAUCUGAUAGGGGAGAAAUGAUGAUUAUUAUACAUAUGAGAUGAUGUAGCCUUGUGAUGUACAAUACCAGAAAGUGGGUUGACAGAAUCAGAAUCAGAACAAACUGGGGGAAUGAAAAGAACAACCCAUUAUGGCUGUAUGUCCUCUACUCAUAUCCCCACUCAAUCUAAUCUUUUCAUAUACUAUUAUCUGUUUGAGGGAGACUCUUGGGGGAUACAGUCACCCAACAUAAGACCUGCAAUGGCCUAACCUCCCUCCACAUGCUAUAAUCCCCUCAAUACCAUUCCUGGCAGAGGAUCUAGUCCAGUUAGCAUACCUCUUUAGGCAAGAAUAGACUUAGGUAUCGUCUCUGCAGGUUAACUAUCCUUAAAGCCCUCCACUGAUAUCCAUAAAGCUUCUCUUCUGUUUCUUUUAGAAAGCCCUUCUCUACUAGAUUACUAAUGGUUUUAUUCCUAAUUCAGAAUUUUUUUAAGCCAAAAACAGCUUUUCUAUUGUAAGAUGAAAUUCCCCUUUAGAUUUUGACACCUCAGAGAGAUCUUAGCAUUAGCAGGUCCUCUCUUGAGGGCAAAUUUCAGGAUAGAGGACAGGAGAAAAGUAACACAAGGACACUUGGGGGAAAAGAUGGUAGAUGGGGAAUGUGUUUUGCAACUGUUGCAACUGUUUUCAGUGGUCAGCCCUGCUAGACGUUAUGGCAGGAAAAAAAGCCAGUUUUGUUCCCUGUCUACCCUUCAGUUCAGUCCCCAUAUCACUGUGGGUUAGAUUCUCUGAGAACUCCAAGUACAGAUCCUUUAAGGUUCCUUAGAUUGUGCAAGGCUUCUAGCUUGCCCUGAAAGGGAAAAGCCCUUAUGUUCACCUCAAGGAUUUAUUAAGGAUGAGGUCUUAAAGUUCUAGAGCCUCUUCCUGGCAAAGAUGAAGGAGGUAGUUCUUUUCAAGGCCCAAGGUUGCUAUUCAUUUUUUAUGUGUGGUUUGCUAAUAAGCAGUGCCAUCUCCAUAUGCCAAAUGAAGGUUCUUGAUUCACAGAAAUUGUUCAAAUGGAGAUCCCUUUUGGAGUAGGGAGUGGGAAAGGCAACAAACAUGAUCACUGUCCCACAGUACAAUACUAGAAUGUUAUGGCAGAAAGUCUCCAUUGGUGGGUUAAGCAAUUGACUUAACUAGUGGUCACCAACUGACCUUGCAGGCCUGGGGCAGAGGAUGUAGGGACAGAGAGGAAGAAGACAGUUGAGCUAAAAGUUGUCUUAAAGGAAACACAUUAGCUUUAGUCCUGUACCAACCAACCAUGCCAUCUCUCUGCCCCUUCUGACAUCCUAGCAUGGCCUCAGAGAAGGCACAGUGUUAGUUAGCCCAGUCUUAUCUCAAUCUUGAGGAAGCCAAAGGAAUGGAAGGGCCUGGUGAAUAAUAACAGGAACAACACCUUACAUCUGAGGAGUGCUUCACACUUUUCCAGAAGACUAUUACUUAAUCUCACUUACAUUUUAUAAGUACCAUAUUAGAUAUCCUGGUCAGAAAUAAUGAUGCCCAUUUAACUUUCCUAUUGGGAAACUCACACACAGGGACUCUAACCUAGUCCAGUGACAUGUGGCAGGGCAAGGACUAGAACCCAAAAUAGCAGGAUCUUCUGAUUGUUGAUCCAAAGAUUUCUUACUUUUUCAGCUUCAUAAAAUGCCUUUGUUUCUGCUCUUCCCUAUUGGGUCUCCGGAUUUGGGAAGCAAGAGGUUGGCAUUUAAAAUUCAGCUGCUCUAGCCCCACAAAGCAGGUCCACAGUUAAUCCCCAACAGAGUCUUGGGGGGUUGAAAUGCUGAGGCAUUUAGAGCCCCAUAAUCACCAAGCUCAGAAUGUAAACACCAGAGGACUAAAGUCCCCACUCAAUCUCCUACCAUCUCUUUAUGGUUGGGGUAGUAUGUCUGCUCAAUGAGUGGGAACUUCUCUCCUCCCAAUGUCUUGUAGAUGGCCACCAGCUGGGCAAACUGUAAAAGAGAAGCAAAUAUUUCAGCUUAUCUGGACAAAUGCAACAGACAAACAUCAAUCUAUCAAACAAAUAUUUAUUGGGUUUGCUAUGUUGGAGGCUUUGUACACUGAGGAUAUAAAAGAGGUAUACUAUUCUUAUUUUUAAAGACAUAUGCAUUAGUUGGGGAAGGGAGAAAGAAUGCACUAACAUUCAUUCAGUACCUAUAUGAUUUUAAGGAUAUUUCAUUCAUUCCUCAUAUCAAAUUGAUGAACUAGGUAUUUUAUCAUCUUUAUUUUACAUAUGAGGCUCAGAGACAGUACAAAAGUUGCCUAAAGUCACAGAGCUGCAAAGAGAUGAAGCUGGGAUUGAAAUUUGGGUCUCUAACUUAAACACUUGCAUUCUAGAGAUGACAACUGAUAAAGCUAAAUAGGUAACAUGGGGACAAGUCAUGAAAGUUCAAAUGCCAGGAAAGGAAUGAUAGCUUUUUUUCUGCAGGCAGUCUGAAGUCCUAAGAAUUGGAGCAGGGGUCAUGAAUAAAGCUAUUCUUUAGGAAGAUUUUCAUGCUCAUGGUAUUCAGGAUAGAUAGACCUAGUCUCUCUAGGACUUACUACUCAUUUAAGAACUGAACUCACUGGAUCCUUCACCUAUGAGAAACCAGAACAACUCUACAAAGAAGAGGUGAGGUACACAUACUUACAGUGUGAGGGUUGAAAACCCUUUGGCAAAUAUCUAGCACCUCCUGAAGUCCCUUGCCCCCACAUUUUAUAAGUGAAGAAACCAAAGCCCAGAGAGAUCACUUGUCCAAGGCCACAUAAUAGUUGAGCCGUAUUCAUAGCCAGGCCCUUUUAUUUUUGAUCUGUAACUCUUCACAUGGCUGCCUUUCAGACUCUGCAGAGACCAUGCUUUUCCCAUAGUAAACACACAGGCCUUUUCUGCUCAAUCCAUUCAAACAUACACCCACUCAAACACCUAUCUCCAGUGCCUUGGCAGCAGAGGUAAUCCAGCAUCUUCCCUCUAGUGCUACUUAGGUUAGUUUACACUCUAACCACUGAUAUCUGGAACUGCUAGAAGGAAAAGUUGCCAGAUCAGACUUGCCUUCUAUUUACCAGAGAAAGGAAAGCUAGAAUAUUUUUCAAAAGCUCAGGUCUUAUUCUCUAUAAGGGAUGUUGGUACAUGAGCCAGUGGGGACAGAAGGUAUGGGGGGAGGAGUAGAAACUUAGAAUGGAUUUUUAAAAAUGAAGUCUUCUGGUUCUUGUUCUGCCUGGAACUUGCUAGGUGCCCUUUGGGCAAAUGAUUUCUCCUCUCAUUUUUUUUUAAUAUAUAAAAUGAAAGGAGUGAAUUUAAUCAGUUCCUCAAACUUUUUGCCAUAAGGGAACACCAUUUUAUUAUAUUUCCCCCCAAACUCCAUUAUCAAACUGCAGUUUAAGUGAUCAUAUAUUGUGGUCCUUUGUUGGCAAGGAUAGAAUUUAUUUUUGAAAUACUGGAAAAUCUUGUAAUUUCUGGGUCACUCCCCUUUGUGGAACGGCUAUUGACUGUAGAUCUUGAAGGCCUCCUCCAGAACUGAAAGUAUGAUUCAGGGACUCUCAAACCCUCAAGAUUUGUUAUUGAAAGAGACUUUAGGGAUGCCUGGAUGGCUCAGCAGUUGAGCCUUUGAGCAUCAUGCCUUUGGCUCAGGGAGUGAUCUCAAGGUCCAGGAUCAAGUUCCACAUCGGGCUCCUUGUGGGGAGCCUGAUUUUCCCUCUGCCUGUGUCUCUGCCUCUCUCUGUGUCUCUCAUGAAUAAAUAAAUAAAAUAUUAAAGAAAAAAAGAGAGACUUUAGAUCUUGUAGACCAAACAUCUCAUUUUACACAUGAGGAGGUGAGGCUAAGCUAAAGAAGCAAAGGAGAGCACAGGUUCCUAGAUCACCCCUGGAAUUGGGACUGCAGGACAGCACCCAGGUAGGUCUCUUCCUGCUCCUUGCAUUCUCCAUUUUACCCUGCUGUCCUUGCCAUUCUUUGGUUUUCAACUUGCUUUGAUUGUCAAGACCAACCCCUCAGACUUUUCUUGCCUUCUCUGAUUCUUCCCAUCACCCCAUCUGACCUUUAAGUCCUGCCUGCCCAGAUUCCUGCCUCUGGAUACCUGCCUGAGCUCCCAUAGCUCUCCAGCAUCGCCAGCAAGCGGAUGCCAGCUCUGCCUGACAACCUCUGUCCUGCUGCAGCCCACGUCCUGGCAUGGCACUGAGGCAUGUGGGGCCUCAUCUUUCCAGCAUGUGGGAGAGUUACACAGACACCACAGCAAUGCCAAGAAGGCCCACGGCAAAAUCCCAGAGUCCUGGGACAGCAAAACUAAAAUGGCAGCCAGUUAGGUCCGGGGGGGGGUUGUUAGGUCUGUGGGAGCUCACCCUACUCUACUCCACUCCACUUUAAUCUCCAGCAGUCCCUGUCAGCUCAAGGUAUUGGACUUGGCAUCUAACCCCUGCCUCCUUGGAAACUUAGAUUAAGUCACAAGCACACAGUUACCAAUUAAACAAAUGUAAUAUCUGAUAAGGGUUAUUUCCUUUAUGCAUAGACAAAAGAAUGGAUUUUGGAGCUGGGGGUGGUGUUGGCAAUGAAUAGGAAGAUAAUUGUUCAUUACCACCACUUCUUCAGUGAAUCGGGAAAGACUUCUUGAAGAAAUGAGAUUUCAGAAUCAGUCUGAGCUUAGUAUGUUAUCCUUAGCCCUCCUGAAAAUAAAUGCUUUAAUUCAA